Messenger RNA from Teleopsis dalmanni, 1111 nucleotides. RefSeq names its product zinc finger protein 330 homolog (gene Noa36). The transcript has 2 exons. Bases 186 to 1091 code for a protein of 301 amino acids. Gene Ontology annotation, cellular component: nucleus. The record is from RefSeq and is a predicted model, not a curated record. Gene Ontology annotation, molecular function: zinc ion binding. NCBI's taxonomy places the organism in Eukaryota, Metazoa, Arthropoda, Insecta, Diptera, Diopsidae.
AAUAGUAACAGAAAUUAAUUAAUCAAAUGUCAGAAUAUAUUCAUGUUAUAAAAAGUGCUUACAAUUUCAACCCUGUAAUUUGUAAAUAGAAACCCUAAGUACAAUGUGGUAAAUUUUUUGCAGUCGUCAGUUCAUUAAUGAAAGCUGUUCAUGCAAUACAUUACAUCGAUAAAUAAAUUAGCAAUAUGCCGAAGAAAAAAACUGGUCAGAGGAAAAAAGCUGAGAAACAAAAAUUGCGGUUAAAGGAAAUACGUAGCAGGGAAUCAUCAUUAGCUGACAUGCCAUGUAACGCCCCAAUGGAUUGUGAGAAAUGCGAAAAGAAGCAAAAAUCUCGGGCAUUUUGCUACUUUUGCCAAAGUUUACAAAGAUUGCCUAUGUGUGCACACUGCGGUAAAAUAAAGUGCAUGCUUAAGACAGGGGAUUGCGUAGUGAAGCAUCCUGGUGUGUUUACAACUGGUCUUGGUAUGGUUGGAGCUAUAUGUGACUUUUGUGAAGCUUGGGUAUGUCAUGGGCGAAAAUGCCUGCAAUCACAUGCAUGCACUUGCCCAUUACAGAAUGCGGUAUGUCUAGAAUGUGAACGUGGCGUUUGGGAACAUGGUGGACGUAUAUUUAAAUGUUCAUUUUGUAAUGGUUUCUUGUGUGAAGAUGACCAAUUUGAACACCAAGCUUCAUGUCAAGUUUUAGAAUCAGAGAACUACAAAUGUCAAUCAUGCAAUCGUUUAGGUCAAUAUUCAUGUUUACGUUGUAAAACAUGUUACUGUGAAGAUCAUGUGCGACGUAAAGGAUUCAAAUAUGAUAAAAAUAAAGCUAUACCGUGUCCAAAAUGUAAUUAUGAAACAUCUGUAACUAAAGACCUUAGUAUGUCCACUAGAUCGCAUAAAUUUGGUCGCCAACAACAAGGUGGAAUGGACGAAAGUGAUGAUGAUUAUGAUGGCUACGAUGCUAGUUACAGCGGUUGGAACCGUGAUGAUGACUACACAGACGAUGAAACGGAAGACGACGAGGAUGACAACGAAGACGACGACGAAGAAGAUGAAGAAACUGCAAGUAAUAACUCCGAUAAUGUAGAAAACGAUAAAAUUAAAAAUUAAUUUAUUAAAUAUUUUUAAUU